AUGAAAACACUUGGCAUGAAAACGGAUGGAAGUAUAACGUCAUUUAUGCAAUCUAAAAGAAAUAACCAUGGGCAGGCAAGUUUGGUAGACAGACGAGGAGAGAAGGCAAGAAAAAUCAGUCUUGAGAAAAAACAACAAAUUGAUGAAGAAAUCGUAGCACACAUAGAAAAAUACAAACCAGUCGUCUCUCACUACAAAUUAGUGCAUGCACCCAAGCGCCGUUACUUACCAUGCGACUUAUCUAUUACGGCACUCUGGAAAGAUUUUUCGGAGAUACAUGAAACAACAGUUGUGUCAUAUGAAAAAUACAGAAGAAUUUUUGAAACUCUCAAUAUAUCUUUUGCACAGCCAGGUCAGGAUGAAUGUGGUACGUGCUCAAAAUUUAAACAACACAAAGAAGAAUAUAAUAUAUCAGAUACAUUGGAUGUUCACCAUUCAACAGCAGAGCAAAGCGAUUGUUCCACCGCGCAAGGAGCUGAACACGAUAUUGAACAUAGCAGCUGUGAUUCUUGUAAAAGUUUUAAACUUCAUCAUGAACGAUAUACUGUCGCCAGAGAAGAGUACACCCAGGAUAAGUCCAAGGAAUGGCCCUCUAAUACCAACAUUUAUACUGUUGACAUGCAGAAAGUACUCAUUAUACCGAAAAUGGCAGAGAAAAACUCAUUUUUUGUGUCUCGAUUAGUCGCCUUUAAUGAAACCUUCUCACCCCUUCACAAAGCUAAAAAUAUUUGUGUGAUGUGGCACGAGGCCAUUACGGGAAGAAAUGCAGCAGAUGUAGCUUCGACGUUUUUCUGGGUAAUAAAAAACUCUGACGCUUGUGUGAAUGAAUUUAUAUUUUGGUCUGACAACUGUUCUGCGCUAAAUAAGAAUUGGGUGUUAUAUUCAACUUUUGUUUUGCUAGUCAAUCAGGACUGGGGUCCCAAUACCAUCAGAAUGAAGUACUUUGAACCGGGACAUUCUUUCAUGAGAGCAGAUUCAGUUCAUGGCCAAAUUGGUACACAAUUGAAGAAACAAAAAGAAGUUUUAGACUUUCAAGAUUUAUUAAAUGUAAUAGAUAAAUCGUCAAAUCAAACUGUGUCUAAACCACUAACAUACGAAGAUUUCAGAGGUUUUGAAGAUGGUUGUAGACAGCGCAGCAAGAAGGCAGACUUUGGAAUCAAUAUUAUUCCUCUUUUAGAAGAUGUCAGAAUAGCGGAAUUUAGAAAAAGUAGCAGAAGUUUAUUUUACAAAACGUCUUUCCGACAAGAAAGUUAUUUAGAAUCUUCAUUUUUAAAAAAGAAGUUUUUUAUGACACUUCCUCCAAAACUGUCUGGCAACAGAGGGAUUAACGUAGCAAAACGGACAAAAAUUGAAGAAGUAUUGUGUCUUCUGGCAAGAACUGCCAACCAACGAAUUUUCAAAAGAUUUAUGUUCAACCAGUGCUGA
Molecule: messenger RNA, 1425 nt
Organism: Psylliodes chrysocephalus
Lineage: Eukaryota; Metazoa; Arthropoda; Insecta; Coleoptera; Chrysomelidae
Source: the annotation of a GenBank genome assembly